Triticum dicoccoides is the source of this 2024-nucleotide messenger RNA. RefSeq lists its product as uncharacterized. The transcript has 8 exons. The coding region runs from base 141 to 1991 and encodes 616 amino acids. The record is from RefSeq and is a predicted model, not a curated record. NCBI's taxonomy places the organism in Eukaryota, Viridiplantae, Streptophyta, Magnoliopsida, Poales, Poaceae.
UUGCAAACUAGAAUCCACUUUCCCCUUUCUUCAUCCAAAACUCCACUCUCUGGCGAUUUUUUUCCCAGGUUCUGCAUCAUGAACUAGAUCCUCGGCUUCAACUAAGGUCCCAAUAUCGGAUCCAAAAGGAAUUCAACUAAAUGGAAGAAAUGUCAGCAAGGAAGAGGAACAACCAACAUCUGCUUCCAAAUGAAGAGAAUGGGAAUAAUCCUCCCAAAAGAAAGAAGGAUGUCAGCAAUGAAGACAACCUCCAGUUGUUUGUUAAAUUUCUGUCUGAACUUAAUGAUACUCAGAAGAACAUAGUUCGAAAACUUGGCUUCGCUUCACUGCUACGAAUCAGCUGUGCCUGCAACAUUGAUGAUAUUUUCAUGUGGCUUGCAUUACAAUUCAAUACUGCAACAUGCACUCUGGAGCUGAGGAAUGGAUUCAAUUUUGAAUUCAACACAUCUAUUGUUCAUAAAAUCCUUGGAAUUCCUGCUGGUGGCUUACCAAUAAAUUCUACACCAACCAAAGAAUGUGUAGAUAUUAUCAAUAACUUUGUACAAUCAUCAGCACCUACUAUAGAGCAUCUUAUUGCGAUGAUUACGGACAACAUUUCCGAAGAAAAUUUCUCUACUAUAUUCUUGCUCCUCGCUAUCUCAAGCUUGAUUGCUCCUAAUGCGAAAGGUUCCCCAUCAAAGAAAUUCUACAGUGCUCUGCAAAACAUUAGUUAUGCUGGCAAAUACAACUGGUGCCUUUCAACUCUAUCCUACCUAGUACAUCAAAUAAAAAAAAUUAAGUCAGGUCAUCACCAGAAGAAGGCAUUUUAUCCUGGAGGAUGCAAACUAAUCUUGGUGGUUGCGCACUUCGAAUUCUUAAUUACUUCUGAAUUCAAGUUCCCUAUCGACAUACUGCCAAGACUCCCAUUGUGGUCAUCUAGCUUGCUAAAAACUUUCACAGCCCUAGACACAAUGCACGGUGUACACCUUCAGUUCGGAAGACUUCCGUUGAAACAUAUUUCAUCAACUCCAUUCAACAAUAUAUCAAAUGAAGGAAUAAACAAACUCCCUACAUGUAUUCUACAGUACAUCAGUUCCAAAUUUCCGUCAAUCUACAACUUACAGGAGAAGGCACUGCUUGAAGAUAUGACCAAGAAAUUUUGGCAAACGAUAAUAUCAAACUCCAUUCCAACAACGGAAAGAUACAUUGAUGAUCUCCAUUCGACAAUCUCCAAGAGUUUCACCCACAUCAACAAUGAAAUGACAGAGUCUGCAAAUGAACAAAUUACAUCCCCGAACAACCACAUUUCAUUACACCAGCAAGCUGAACAAAUCUACUCAAACAAAUACUUCAAGGAUCCAACAACUUUUUUAUCGUCACAUGAUUUCCUGGAUUUCGCAAUGCCUUACAGUAAUCCUCCAAACUGGGAAAAGGAAGAUGGAGAUUCAUCUAUUCAAUGGUUGGACAAGAAAUUCUCACAGUGCCUCCUUUUAGAAAACUCAUCAGGCAUUGAUGACCUGUUUCAGAAAAGGUCACCAACCUUUGAAGAUUUGUUCGUCAUCGAUAAAAUAAAUAAACAAUAUGACUACCCAGAUAUUGAUUUCCUCCAAGUACUCAAAGAUUACAUCUAUACACACACAGAAGCGAAUGGGAUGCAAGAAACAGACAAAAUUGAUUGCACAAAAGAGAAAUUCUGUUUGACCCAAAUGAAAUUCGUUAGACCUAAUCAUAACUGCAGAGAUAGCAAACUGUACUGUUUGCAACAAGGUACGGAUUCAACAACUACGGUUGCCCUAGAUGUUUCCAGGAAUAUGAAAUGCUCGCAAUCAGCACCUCCUACCAGAAGUUUUCCAACCACUCAAAACUACAACCUGGGUAGUACAUCCAAUGCGUGUGAACCACAAAAUUCAGAUAUUGACAUCCCUUCUUUUACCGCUAUAACAGACAGCCUGAAAUUUAGUCCCUAUGCAAGAAGUCCCAAACAAUUACCAAGCAAAUUAUUCACCUCCUAGUUGUUCAUCAAUCCUUCCCAAAACCAACUAUGA